Messenger RNA from Chrysochloris asiatica (Cape golden mole), 1995 nucleotides. RefSeq names its product peptidyl arginine deiminase, type III (gene PADI3). Lineage: Eukaryota; Metazoa; Chordata; Mammalia; Afrosoricida; Chrysochloridae. Gene Ontology annotation, cellular component: cytoplasm. Bases 1 to 1995 code for a protein of 664 amino acids. The transcript has 16 exons. Gene Ontology annotation, molecular function: protein-arginine deiminase activity; calcium ion binding. The record is from RefSeq and is a predicted model, not a curated record.
AUGUCACCUCAGAGAAUUGUGCGUGUGUCCCUGGAGCAUCCUACCAGCGCCGUGUGUGUAGCUGGCGUGGAAACCCUCGUGGAUGUUUAUGGGUUGGUACCUGAGGGCACAGAGACUUUCGAGGUCUAUGGGACACCAGGUGUGGACAUCUACAUCUCUCCAUCCACGAAGAGGAACCGGGAGCGUGCAGAGGCCAGGCGGUGGCACUUCCGUGCAGGGACAGAGAUCAUCGUGAUAAUGAACUCCCCCAGCAAUGAUCUCAAUGACAGUCAUGUUCAGAUUUCCUAUCAUUCCAGCCAUAAGCCCUUGCCCCUGGCCUACGCGGUGCUCUACCUCACGUGCAUCGAUAUCUCUCUGGAUUGUGACCUGAACUGUGAGGGCAGAGGAGACAGGAACUUUUUGGACAAGCGACAAUGGGUCUGGGGACCCAGUGGGCAUGGAGCUGUCUUGCUGGUGAACUGUGACCGGGAUGAUCCGAGCUAUGGCAAACGGGAUAACUCUGACCAGAAAAUUCGCUGCCUACAAGACCUGGAAGAUAUGUCCAUCAUGGUCCUACGGACUCAGGGACCUGCUGCCCUCUUUGAUGACCACAAAUUUGUCCUCCACACCUCCAGCUAUGAUGCCCAGCGGGCACGCGUCUUCCAUGCCUGUGGUCCUGAGGACGAAUGUGAAAACUACCACCACGUGCUGGGACAGGACAAAGUGUCAUAUGUGGUGCCCCACUUCCAUGAGGACGAGGAACGCUUCUUAGUGGAAGGUCUCAGCUUCCCUGAUUCUGGCUUCUCUGGGCUCAUCUCCUUCCAUGUCACCCUGCUGGACAACUCCAAUGAGGAUUUCUCUGAGACCCCAAUCUUCACUGACACUGUGGUGUUCCGAGUGGCACCCUGGAUAAUGACACCCAGUACCCUGCCGCCACUGGAGGUGUACGUGUGCCGUGUGAGGAACAACACGUGUUUUGUGAAAGCAGUGGCGGAGCUGGCUGAGAAGGCCGGUUGCAAGCUGACCAUCUGUCCACAGGAUGAGAACAGAAAUGACCGCUGGAUUCAGGACGAGAUGGAGCUGGGCUACAUUCAGGCACCACACAAGACCUUUCCAGUGGUCUUUGACUCCCCGAGGAAUGGGGAACUGCAGGACUUCCCUUACAAACGAAUCUUGGGUCCAGAUUUCGGCUAUGUGACUCGGGAACCACGAGACAAGUCUGUGAGUGGUCUGGACUCUUUUGGGAACCUGGAAGUCAGCCCCCCAGUGGUGGCAAAUGGAAAAGAAUACCCUUUGGGGAGGAUCCUCAUUGGGGGCAACCUGCCUGGGUCGAUCGGCCGCAGGGUCACCCAGGUGGUACGGGACUUUCUCCAUGCCCAGAGGGUGCAGCCACCUGUGGAGCUCUUUGUGGACUGGUUAUCCGUGGGCCACGUGGAUGAGUUUCUGAGCUUCGUCCCUGCCCCUGAUGGGAAGGGCUUCCGGUUGCUGCUGGCCAGCCCCGACGCCUGUUUCAGACUCUUCCAGGAAAAGCAGAAGUGGGGCCAUGGAAAGGCGCUCCUAUUCGAAGGGGUUAUUGGUCAUGGGAAGAUCACACCCAUCUCGAUCAACCAGGUCCUCUCCAAUGGAAAACUCAUUAGCUACAAUAAAUUUGUGCAGAGCUGCAUUGACUGGAACCGAGAGGUGCUAAAGCGAGAACUGGGCCUAACUGACGGUGACAUCAUUGAUAUUCCUCAGCUGUUCAAGACAGACUCGAAAAAGGCGGCAGCCUUCUUCCCAGACCUGGUGAACAUGCUGGUGCUGGGGAAAUACCUAGGCAUCCCCAAGCCCUUCGGACCCAUCAUCAACGGCCGCUGCUGCCUGGAGGAGAAGGUGCGGUCCCUGCUGGAACCUCUGGGCCUGCACUGCACUUUCAUCGACGAUUUUACCCCAUACCACAUGCUGCAUGGGGAGGUGCACUGUGGCACCAACGUGCGCCGGAAACCCUUCCCCUUCAAGUGGUGGAAUAUGGUGCUCUGA